This is a messenger RNA of Microcebus murinus (gray mouse lemur), 2829 nucleotides long. It is a transcript of the gene RPTN, whose product is annotated as repetin. Lineage: Eukaryota; Metazoa; Chordata; Mammalia; Primates; Cheirogaleidae. Gene Ontology annotation, molecular function: transition metal ion binding; calcium ion binding. Gene Ontology annotation, cellular component: cornified envelope. The record is from RefSeq and is a predicted model, not a curated record.
AUAUAAAAUGCCUAUCAUACAUUUUUUUGUUUUUUAGGAAAUUGCCUCUUUUUCUAGCAGAAGAAACGCAGUUUGUACCCAUCUUCCACUGUAACACUUGGUAUUUGGAGCCUGACUCUGAGUCAAGGCAAGGGUGGGGUACAGCUAAGAAAGGCCUGAGAUGCUUGCUUCUUAAGCUUCUUUUCCAGACUAACAGGGGCCACUUUUCCUCUGGAGACACUGUGUCCCAGUCUUUAUCCUAAACACAGAUAAAGUCUUGUUUCUUCUUUUAGGCUCACCUGUAUUUGCCAAAAUGCCUCAACUCCUGAACAGCAUACUCAAUGUUAUCGAGGUGUUCCAAAAAUACGCCAAAGAGAAUGGGGACUGUGCCUCACUUAGCAAGGAGGAGUUGAAACAGCUGCUCUUGGCUGAGUUUGGAGACAUCCUCCGGAGACCAAAUGACCCAGAGUCUGUGGAAACCAUCAUGAACCUUUUAGACAGAGACAGAAACGGACAUGUUGAUUUUCAUGAGUAUCUCUUGUUGGUGUUCCAAUUGGUCCAAGCCUGCCAUCAUAAGCUAGGUAAUAAACCAUGUGGAGAUAGAACCUCCCGGCGAGAAAGGGAACAGGAAGGAACACAAGAUCAUAAGUUUCCAGGAAACACAGGCAGGCAACACAGGCAGAGGCAUGAGGAAGAAAGGCAGGACUCCCACUACAGUCAGUCUGAGAGACAGGGUCAGGACUCCCACCAUGGUCAGUCUGAGAGACAGGGUCAGGACUCCCACUACAGUCAGUCUGAGAGACAGGGUCAGGAGUCCCACUAUGGUCAGUCUGAGAGACAGGGUCAGGACUCCCGCCGUGGUCAGUCUGAGAGACAGGAUGAGGAUUCUAUCUUUGAUCAAUCAGAGAGACAAGGUCAAAACUCCAGCUCUGAUAAAAGACUGAGUCAUAAAUCUAACAGUGGCCAUCCUAAAAGGCAAGAAUAUAUCUUUGCCUUAAAUCAGUAUGAGAAACCAGUUCAGGAUUUUCAUUAUGGUCAGUCUGAAAGGCUUGGGCAACAAUCAAGCUAUGGCCAAUCUGGAAGACUUGGACAAGACUCUUACUCUAGCCAGACAAACCAACAGGAAUCAGGUUCUUAUUAUGGAUGGUCUGGAAGGAUGGGUCAGGAAUCAGGCUGUGGCCAGAGAGAAGGGCAAGGACUGGGUUCACACUAUGGCCAGACAGACAGACAAGGUCAGAGUUCUCACUAUGAUCAGACAGACAGACAAGGCCUGAGUUGUCAAUAUGGUCAGACAGACAGACAAGGCCAGAGUUCUCAAUAUGGUCAGACAGACAGACAAGGCCUGAGCUGUCAAUAUGGUCAGACAGACAGACAAGGCCAGAGUUGUCGAUAUGGUCAGACAGACAGACAAGACCAGAGUUCUCAAUAUGAUCAUACAGACAGACAAGGCCUGAGCUCUCACUGUGGUCAGACAGACAGACAAGGCCAGAGUUUUCACUAUGGUCAGACAGACAGACAAGGCCAGAGCUCUCAAUAUGGUCCAACAGACAGACAAGGCCUAAGUUGUCAAUAUGGUCAGACAGAUAGACAAGGCCAGAGCUGUCAAUAUGGUCAGACAGACAGACAAGGCCUGAGCUAUCAAUAUGGUCAGACGGACAGACAAGGCCAGAGUUCUCACUAUGGUCAGACAGAUAGACAAGGUCAGGGUUCUUACUAUGGUCAGACAGACAGACAAGACCUGAGCUGUCGAUAUGGUCAGACAGACAGACAAGGCCAGAGUUCUCACUAUGGUCAGACAGACAGACAAGGUCAGAGUUCUUACUAUGGUCAGACAGACAGACAAGGCCAGAGUUCCCACUAUGGUCAGUCACAGACUGGGGAAAUAGAAAUACAAAGGCAAAAUAGGUAUUCCCAAGGGACUGAGGGGACAAGAAGGGACUCAUAUGUUGAACAAUCAGGAAGAUCAGGGAGACUAAGUCAACAGACUUCAAGACAGGAAGUAUACCAAAACCAGGGACAGGGAUUCCAGUCUAGGAACAGCCACCAGGUAUGGGAACCUGAGGAGGAUAGCCAGCACCACCAACACAAGCUCUUAGCACUAAUCCAGCAAGAAAAACCACUCUGUCACAAAGAGAGAGCUGGGCAAUCAUGCAGUAGUGAGCAGGGCCACAGACAGGCCCAGACCAGGCAGAGCCAGAGCGAGAGGCAGAGCCACGGGGCAGAGGAAGAGCAGAGUCGUCAAAGCUGGAGCAGACACAGCCGUGGGGGGCUGGAAAGUCCAUGGGAGACACAGGACAGGCAAAGCCAAGACGAGCAGAACCAUCAGAGGCGAGACAGGCAAACCCACGAAGAUGAGCAGAACCAUCAGAGGCGAGACAGGCAAACCCGGGAAGAGGAUCAAAACCGUCAGCAACAAUGGGAUAGGCAGAACUACAAGGAGAAAGAGAAGUAUCACGGGUCCCAGGAUCAACAACCCCAAGGCACCCAGCGAGGCUGUCCUAACAGAGAAAAAUUCUGCAUGAAUGAGGAUGACCAGAGCCGAGGCUCAUGGGGAAGACAAAGGGAGCCAGCCUUCCAUCCAACCCAGAGUGGUGGGAGGCCUCAAAGAAGAGAACAAGGUGGAGAUCACCCUACCAAAGCAGCUAUUACUCCCCUCUACGACUAUGUGCAACAGCAGAAAUCGCAGCAGUACUAGGCUAUGUGAGCACCAGAGCAAAAGCAACAAUGCCAAAGCAAGAAACCUAUGUGUCAAGUUCAUCUUUACUUCUAUUUAAGAGGUUGAAAAUGUAUGUCUUCCCUCUAUCCUCUACUCUUUCUACCUGCAAGGAUGUUUUUGAGGACUAGCAUUCA